AUGGAUGUUCACCACGCCGUGCUCUCCGAUGGAAAUGUUUGUGUGCAGAAUUCGAGGGUUCUUGCUCACGACAUUGAGCAUCUCCUAGAGGAUCCAUCUGCAAUGGCCUUCUUCAUUCAUUUCCUGGAAUCAUGCGAUAAACUGAAUCUUAUAAAAUUUUGGAUCCAUGUUAACGGAUUCAAAGCAUCUUUUGAGCAGGGAUUAUCUGACUGUUCUCAGAAGGUCGAAAUGUCCCUUGCUCUAUUGGAUGCUCGGAAUAUCUAUGACAGAUAUAUCGAUAAAGAAUCUUCCACCAGCUUGUCAUUUCCUAGAGCUAUUUCUCAACGGGUUUUAGACAGAAUAUCUGAAGAACGCAUAGGAUCAGACAUUUUCGACGAGGCUAAAGAUUUUGUCAGUAAUUUAUUUGGAAAGCGCUAUUUCAAAGACUUCAAGGACAGUAUUUAUUAUAAGAAACAUCUUUUACAAGUAUUUUCUCGAGGUUGCAGUUUAGAUGAUAUCUUGCUUGUACCUGCAUUAUUGAACGCUUUUCUAGAGUUUAUCGAUGAUCAACAAGAUCGAAACUGUAUCGAAUUUUUAUUGGCAUGUAAUACAUUUGAAUCAAAUUAUGACACCCUCUCCGAUGAAGAAUUGCUUGAGGACGCCGUAUGCAUCUACGAGAAGUAUGCGCCAUCUCGAAAUACACAUAUUCUAUUUGCACGUUUGGAGUUGACCAUUCAACAGGUAUUGCUCCAUGCAAGCAGUAUCAUCUCUUCAUCUUGA
Messenger RNA from Strongylus vulgaris, 759 nucleotides. Lineage: Eukaryota; Metazoa; Nematoda; Chromadorea; Rhabditida; Strongylidae. The record is from the annotation of a GenBank genome assembly.